AAUAAGUUUACGUGUUUCAUCAAAGGCGUUCGUUUGUGAUGUGAUAACAAAUUUGAACCAGGUUUUAUGUGAAGAACAAUUGAUUUUUCUUAAAGACUCCGUAAAAAAAUAUUAGUAUAAUAUUUAUUUUAAGAACCUUUUCAAUUAUGAGAUAAACAGUUUAAAUUUGGCUAUGCAAAACGAAUAUCUGUCAUGCAAUGUGCAAGAAAUUGAGGUUAUCUUUUCUAACCUUAACUCGUCACUUACAACAUCAUUUGAAAGUGCAACAAAUUUGCCAGAUGUUGUAAUUCGUCUCUAAUUUAAAUAAUUUUAAAAGUAAUAGCUAGAAAAACAAUAAACUGUUUAAAUAAACAAAAAAUAUGACAGGAGGACAACAGCUAACACCAGAUGAAAAAUACAAUCUCAUAUCUAGAAAUCUUCAAGAAGUUUUAGGAGAAGAUAGGAUCAAAGAAAUAUUAAAGGAACGCGAUGUUCGGCUCUACUGGGGUACUGCCACCACUGGUAAACCACACAUUGCAUAUUUUGUACCAAUGUCCAAAAUAGCCGAUUUUCUUAGAGCUGGUGUUGAAGUUACAAUACUAUUUGCAGAUCUUCAUGCAUAUUUGGACAAUAUGAAAGCACCUUGGGAUUUGUUGGAGCUUAGAGUUCAGUACUAUGAACACAGUAUUAAAGCCAUGCUUAAUUCUAUCGGGGUUCCACUUGAUAAAUUAAAAUUUGUAAAAGGAACAGACUAUGAAUUAUCAAAGGAAUAUUCUUUAGAUGUGUAUAAAAUGACAUCAGUAGUUACUGAGCAUGAUGCGAAAAAAGCUGGAGCUGAGGUGGUUAAACAAGUAGACAAUCCUCUGCUUAGUGGACUUUUAUACCCUAUUUUACAGGCUUUGGAUGAAGAGUAUCUCAAAGUUGAUGCCCAAUUCGGUGGUGUUGAUCAAAGAAAAAUCUUCACACUUGCUGAAAAAUACUUGCCACAACUGGGGUACAAGAAAAGAGCCCACCUUAUGAACCCAAUGGUGCCUGGACUCACAGGAAUAAAGAUGUCGUCCUCAGAAGAAGACAGUAAAAUUGAUUUGCUAGAUUCACCCGCUAAUGUUAAAAAAAAACUCAAAAAAGCUUUUUGUGAACCAGGAAACAUUGAAAAUAACGGCUUGUUAUCUUUUUCCAAACAUGUACUAUUUCCUUUGUUAAAACCUGAUGAAAAAUUUUCUGUUCCACGUAAAGCAGAAUACGGUGGAGACCUAAAUUUUUCUGUAUAUGAUGAAUUAGAGCAGGCUUUUGCUAAGGAAAUAGUGCAUCCAGGUGAUCUGAAAGCAGCAGUGGAAAUCUAUAUCAAUAGAUUAUUAGAUCCCAUUAGAAAAACUUUUGAUUCUCCAGAAUUGAAGAAGUUAACAGAGAAAGCUUACCCCGUACAAAAUAAAAAAGGAACUACUGGUCAAAUCGGGACAUCAGAAGAAAUUGUUCCUAGUAGACUGGAUAUACGUAUAGGGAAAAUUGUGGAAGUGUCAAAACAUCCAGAAGCUGAUAGUUUGUAUGUAGAAAAAAUUGACUUAGGAGAAGAAAAACCUAGAACAAUAGUAAGUGGUUUGGUUAAUUUUAUACCUAUUGAAGAAAUGCAAGACAAGAUGGUUGUGGUGUUGUGUAAUCUGAAACCUGCCAAGAUGAGAGGAAUCGAAUCUCAAGGAAUGGUUUUGUGUGCAUCUGUAGAAGAACCUAGACAAGUAGAAACUCUAAUACCACCAGAGAAUGCUGUUCCAGGAGAGCGAGUAUUUGUAGAGAACUUUGAAGAUGGAAAACCGGAUGAAGUGCUUAAUCCCAAGAAAAAAGUAUGGGAAAAACUACAGGCAGACUUGAAAGUUAAUUUGGAAUGUGUAGCACAAUGGCAGGGUAAUAACUUGGUAACUAAAACAGGUGAUAAAAUAAGAAGCAAAACUAUGGUUGGUGCUCCUAUUAAAUAAGUUUUAUUUUGCAUUUUAUAUAUUUAUUACUCAUAUAAGCAUUUGCAAUAAAAUUGAAGCUUUGAAUUGUAAA
Molecule: messenger RNA, 2022 nt
Organism: Diorhabda carinulata
Lineage: Eukaryota; Metazoa; Arthropoda; Insecta; Coleoptera; Chrysomelidae
Product: tyrosine--tRNA ligase, cytoplasmic
Exons: 6
Coding region: 360-1949 (529 amino acids)
Biological process (GO): tyrosyl-tRNA aminoacylation
Molecular function (GO): tyrosine-tRNA ligase activity; tRNA binding; ATP binding
Source: RefSeq, a predicted model, not a curated record